AUGACACAAUCCGAGACUUUCCUCUCGAAAGCGCUUGCGACUAUUAUCACGGAUGCUAGCCGUCGUUGCUAUAUAAUUAUCAGUGUCAUUUUCUCAUUGCCCGUUGCCGCUGGAGUACCUACACCGGGGUAUCCACAUCUAGAUUCGCCAAACCCUAACUACAAUGACUUCGCUCUGGAGCCCUCCACCAAUGCUACGGUUCUCGCCGACUCGACGUACUUCCAGCCUGGGAACAUGAAAUUCCAGCAAUGGGCGGGCCGUGCACAAAGGAUACGCGACGUGAAAACUCCAGAAUACUGUGCGGGGAACCUAUCGGUGGCAUUGGAAGAAGUUGGUGCAGCAUAUCAAGCAAGCGCAAACGGUUCGACGACUCUACUAACCCUGCUUCCUACCGUAGGCGCACUUGUAGGACCACCAGCAAGAGAGCUUUGGGUAUUGUACAAGCUUGUUCCACUAGCUGGAUUCUUUUCUAGUGUUCUUGCACUUGGUGGAAAUAUCGUACCUCAUCAAGUCAGCGAAUAUGCUAGUCUGGAAGACUUUUCAUACACCGGUAUGCCGAACGCAAACACCGUCGAUGGAAUGUUACAGCGCAGGCCGAGUGAUCGAAAAUGGUCAGAUCAGUCAGACUUGGAUCUGCAGCAGGUCGCUGGACACUUUGCGGAACAGGUCUAUGCUAGAGCUAUGGAUUCAAGAGGUUCGGUAAAGACGUUGAAAGUCGCCUUCGGUAUCUUUGGGCUCAUGGCAUGUAUGGCCUCAAUUUGUACCGCUUGCUACAUUCUUUCUGCUGGUAGCAUUGUAGUAUGGUGGUGUAAAGCGGAUAAUUGGGCAUUUACAUGGUAUAGCAUUACCAUCUUUGCAUCGGUUCUGGAAAACUUCGCCAAUGCGCCCUUCGCCAAAGAUUGGGUAAUGCGUAUUUCUCGCGCACCAGAUUUACGAAUCGCCUCAGACGCACCAUGGGUCAUCUCAUCAGACAAGCCCGCAAUCGAGUCAUACACUGAUCAAUCGUUCCAAUCGUCCGAGCCGGCCGAAAACAAUACCCAUGCAAACAUCUCACUGCUAAACAACUUCGAUCCGAAACGCUCAGUCAUCGACAGCCUUAUAAAAGGAUACAAUACCAAGAGUUGUGUGAUUAUGGAUCGAACUGUACCCUGGUGCGCCUCUAAUGAUGCAUUCUACGUUAUCAUCAGUCGCGAGGGGGUGCGCAAAGGACGUACAGCACUACGCAUCUUUUCGAAAUUAGUAUCUGUAACUGUAUAUGUUGUGUCUACUGCACUCUUCGCUAGCUCGACUUUAUUACACUUCCAACCAGCUAUCCUCGUUACAUCACUCGUCCUUUGCGGCGCCAUCUUCGGCCGUGUGAUAGCGAUGUGGAUUUCCUCAAUCAUCAUGCGCGACCGCCCAGUGUUGCAUCGCAUUGUCAAGACGAAGAAAGAGGCCGAUAUAUUCGUUGAGGCAGUAUUGAGGAAAGACGGACUUGUGUGUGAAGUUCUCGGACAUGUUGUAAUCAAUGGAAGAUGUGUCAAAAGGUCUUGGAGGUUUACUUGGAGUACCGUCUUUGGCAUUCUAGCUAAACCCUUCAAUGUAAAUAGCAUUAGUAUGGUCUCUUCAGUGUAA
This is a messenger RNA of Aaosphaeria arxii CBS 175.79, 1614 nucleotides long. RefSeq lists its product as uncharacterized. The record is from RefSeq and is a predicted model, not a curated record. The coding region runs from base 1 to 1614 and encodes 537 amino acids. The transcript has 2 exons. Lineage: Eukaryota; Fungi; Ascomycota; Dothideomycetes; Pleosporales.